CUACCCACCUCACACUGCAUUGCAUUUUGCUCACUCGCGACGAACGAACGAAACAGCACUGGCUGCUGACCAGGACACGAAAGACAACGACCACGACAUCCACGACAACUAGCCCUUCCCUUCGCACCUGCCCACAAUGCGCGCAGUGGCAUACCUCGCCUUUGCGUUCGCGCUCCUCGCGUCGGCCCUCGCCCACAGGAUAGACGUGGCGGCCGGCGCCAAGAAGUGCUUCUACGAGGAGAUGCAGAUUGGUGACCGGAUGACGAUCACGUACGAGGUUGGCCAGUCCACGGGCGGCAAGCUGGAUAUCGACUUGGUCGUGUCCGACCCCCACGGAAACGCCCUGUACAACUCGUACGCCGAGCCCCAGGGCACGGUGACCAUCACGGCGGCCACCAACGGCCUGUACACGUACUGCUUCAACAACCAGCACUCGUCGUGGGCGCGCAAGACGUUGAGCUUCAAUAUCCACGGCGUCCGCUACAUUGAUGACAACCAGGAGCUCGGCCCCGUCGAGGAGGAGAUUCGCGACCUCGCGUCAGGGCUCCAGGUGGUCAAGGACGAGCAGUCGUACCUCGUCGUGCGUGAGCGCACGCACAGGGAUACGUGCGAGUCGACGAACUCGCGUGUCAAGUGGUGGGGCAUCACGCAGAUUGGCAUCCUGCUUGCCGUCUGCGCCUGGAACGUGCACUACCUCAAGAGCUGGUUCGAGGUCAAGCGCGUGCUGUAGGUGUAAUGCGGAGACGAUGCAUGUGUGUUAUGAUGGG
This is a messenger RNA of Vanrija pseudolonga, 767 nucleotides long. It is a transcript of the gene EMP24, whose product is annotated as Endosomal protein P24B. Gene Ontology annotation, cellular component: endoplasmic reticulum; COPII-coated ER to Golgi transport vesicle; Golgi apparatus. Gene Ontology annotation, biological process: Golgi organization; intracellular protein transport; protein retention in ER lumen. The coding region runs from base 137 to 730 and encodes 197 amino acids. The record is from RefSeq and is a predicted model, not a curated record. The transcript has 5 exons. Lineage: Eukaryota; Fungi; Basidiomycota; Tremellomycetes; Trichosporonales; Trichosporonaceae.